Messenger RNA from Musa acuminata AAA Group (dessert banana), 3475 nucleotides. RefSeq names its product inactive protein kinase SELMODRAFT_444075-like. The record is from RefSeq and is a predicted model, not a curated record. Lineage: Eukaryota; Viridiplantae; Streptophyta; Magnoliopsida; Zingiberales; Musaceae. Gene Ontology annotation, biological process: protein phosphorylation. The coding region runs from base 1061 to 3301 and encodes 746 amino acids. Gene Ontology annotation, molecular function: ATP binding; protein kinase activity. The transcript has 11 exons.
GCGAUUUGAAGAGUUCUUGGGAGGAUUUGAGAGGGAUUUUUUGGUCGCUUCUUCCGAUCGCGAGCUCCCGUGUUUUUGGCAUCUCCCUUUUUCUCCCCAUUUCUUCUUCUUGGAUUUGAGAGAUUAGGUUUGGUGUUUUCACAUUUGGAGUCUUCUUGAGUUGCAGGCGUGUGGCAGACAAGCGACCUCGGGGUGGAGGCUUUAAAGUUCGCGUCCUUUUCAGCUCUCCGCCUGGAUUUCGCUGCUCACUUUUGCUUGGGUGUUGCGUGUGUGUUUUUCUUCUCUCUCCUUUUUGGUCUGAAGAUUAAAGAAGAAUAAAUGUAGUGAGACCAUGUUUUGUUUGUGGAGUUUGAGGCUCCUGAGGCACAAAGGCAGUUUUCUGGGAAAUUCUUGAUUUCUUCUCCGUUUGGGUGAAGAAGCGAUAUGAAUGCUUCGAACUCGUCGCAACUGAGUGACUGAGGUGCAGUGACGCCCGACCGUGGGUUUCGAAGAAGCUUAUCGGCGGUUGUUGAGCUGAUGUUUGAGGGCUCGAGGACUGGAGCUUGUCACCGUACAAGGCAACAGCACCUACUUCUCGACAUCGAUUUCCACGCAAAUGAAGCGUGCUCAUCCUUUCCAACAGUGUUUUAGUAUAUGCUUCUAUUAUAUGUCUUCUCCUUUCUCCUAGAAAAGUUCCCAUCUGCGAACUAGAGGUCACAGCAGAGCAGGGCCGGAGCCUAAAAGAUCCAAAAACAGGGGUUAAAAUACAGCUGACAUCAAGGAAGAGCAGAGAACUGGAUUAAAGAGAAGAGGUGAAGAAGAAAGGGGAAAAGUUGUCUUUUUUCGAUCUGGUUGGAGUGGUUGCAUUUCAUUUCAUCUGGCCAGAUGCUUGAUAUCCACAUUACCCCAGCCGUCUCGUUGUAAUAGUGUGUAUGGGAACCACUUGCCUGCCUUAUUGUCCUGCUUCUGUCUUCUUCUUCUUCUUCUGUUGGCCUUCAAACAAGUAGGCCUAGUUGUUUUAGCUGGGUAUGGAAGCCAUGGCUUGGUUGUGAAGGUCUCUUGGUCAGUUCUUGGCGCAGAGAUGAGCACCAGCCAGCAGCCAAAGCAGGGGAAGACUGAUAAGGGCCUCGAUGCACCUAAGAACAUUGUGGUUGCCGUUAAGUCUUCAAAAGAAAUCCCAAAGACAGCACUUGUGUGGGCUUUAAAGCAUGUCGUUCAGCCUGGUGAUUGUAUCACACUUAUCGUUGUGGUUUCACCUCACAAUUCAGGUAGAAAACUUUGGGGCUUUCCAAGAUUUUCAGGGGAUUGUGCCAGUGGCCAGGGAAAGCCACUGUCUGGUGGUACAUUGGAACAGAAAUGUGACAUCACUGAUUCAUAUUCUCAGAUGAUGCUUCAACUUCAUGAUGUUUAUGAUUCGAAUAAGAUAAACAUCAAGAUAAAGAUUGUCUCUGGAUCACCUUGUGGUGCAGUGGCUGCUGAAUCCAAGCGAAUCCAAGCAAACUGGGUUGUAUUGGACAAGCAACUAAAGCAUGAAGAGAAGCGCUGCUUAGAAGUCCUACAGUGCAACAUCGUGUCUAUGAAGCGUUCCCAAGCAAAAGUUCUCCGCUUGAAUCUUGUGGGAUCUCCCAAGGAAGAGCCUCAGAUGCCCCGUGAAAUGCCAUCUAAGUUAGAUGUGCUGACUGGGAAGACUGCCAGCAAUUCAGAAGACACUCAGAAUCCAGUUAAAGGUCCAGCUGUGACACCCACUAGCAGCCCUGAAGUAGGGACCCCAUUUACUGCUACAGAAGCCGGAAUGUCCUCAGGUUCAAGCUCUGAUCCAGGAACUUCUCCCUUUAUUGUCUCCGAGAAAAUCAGUUGUCUUAAGAAAGAGGAACAGAUAGACACAAAAGAAAUGCCAAAUUUGGAUGUAACAAGCUCCGAGUCCGACAGUGAGACUGAGAGUCCUUCAAGGACAGACAUGCAGCCAUGGAUGGACGAGAUUCUUGGUGUUAGUCAAACAUCUUCAAGAGAACUUGAGGAAGUGGCACAUAGGCUCAACAAAAGAACACACAUAUCCACUGUUAAAACAUUGUUGCAGCGACUCCCCAAACAUGAUAAGGAAUCUGAAAUUGGCUAUUUGAGUGACAAAUCAGAUAUGAACUUAAGUGGAAAUGUCAGAGAUGCCAUAUUACUAUCUAGAAAUGUACCACCUGGACCACCUCCCCUAUGCUCAAUAUGUCAGCAGAAGGCCCCUGUUUUUGGGAAGCCUCCUAGGUGGUUCAGUUACUCUGAGCUGGAACUUGCUACUGAUGGUUUUUCCCAAACAAAUUUCCUGGCUGAGGGUGGUUUUGGAUCCGUGCACAGAGGUGUCUUGCCUGAUGGUCAGGCAAUUGCUGUCAAGCAACACAAAACAGCUAGUUCCCAGGGAGAUCAAGAAUUCUGCUCAGAGGUGGAAGUCCUAAGUUGUGCACAACAUCGCAAUGUCGUGAUGCUAAUUGGAUUCUGUAUUGAGGACAGUAGAAGAUUGCUAGUUUAUGAAUAUAUUUGCAAUGGCUCAUUGGAUUCUCAUCUUUAUGGUCGUCACAGAGAACCACUGGAAUGGUCUGCCAGGCAAAAAGUUGCUGUGGGAGCUGCUCGUGGAUUGAGAUACCUUCAUGAAGAGUGCAGAGUCGGUUGCAUAGUCCACCGGGACAUGAGGCCAAAUAACAUCCUUAUCACUCAUGAUUUUGAACCAUUGGUCGGAGAUUUUGGCUUAGCCAGAUGGCAGCCUAAUGGGGAUCUUGGCGUGGAAACCAGAGUGCUUGGCACCUUUGGGUAUUUAGCUCCAGAAUAUGCCCAGAGUGGGCAAAUUACAGAGAAAGCUGAUGUAUAUUCCUUUGGAGUAGUGCUGAUGGAGCUUGUGACUGGUCGUAAAGCUAUUGAUAUCAACCGACCAAGGGGACAACAGUGUCUGAUUGAAUGGGCUCGUCCGUUACUAGCAGAGUAUGCAAUCGAUGAGCUCAUAGAUCCCUGUUUGGCUAACCGAUAUCGUGAACAUGAGGUCCGCUCCAUGUUGCAUGCAGCAUCACUGUGCAUUAGGCAUGAUCCUCAUGCCAGGCCCCGUAUGUCACAGGUUCUUUGGAUGUUGGAAGGCGACAUGGCUAUGGAAUCGAGUUAUAUUUCAUCGCCUGGAUAUGGUAACGGGAAUAGGAGUGGUCGGAUGUGGUUGGAUCGUCAGUGGCAUAGACAGCACAAUGUUCCAUUCAUGCAAGAGACCUCAAGAGUUUCAGGUGGGAAGCACUCUUAUGAGGAUUUAAGGUCAGCCUGGGAGAGAGGGAGGGCUGGAAUCAUGCGUAGAUUUUGAUAUGCCGAGGCUCAGUAUGUUCUCCUCUAGAUUCUUUUUCAUUUUCCUGUCUAUCUUCUCUUUUCAGUGCCCUCAUUGCAAUAUGCAUGCGUGUUCUACUGAUGUAUAGCAGAAGACAUUACUUUGGUUGAUCAGUUAAAUCUGUAGUAUGAGCAAUUGUCUUUUCUUGGUUGA